Daldinia vernicosa is the source of this 261-nucleotide messenger RNA. RefSeq lists its product as uncharacterized. The coding region runs from base 1 to 261 and encodes 86 amino acids. The transcript is spliced from 3 exons. The record is from RefSeq and is a predicted model, not a curated record. Lineage: Eukaryota; Fungi; Ascomycota; Sordariomycetes; Xylariales; Hypoxylaceae.
AUGCCAGGAAGUUCGAACAAGACAAUAUGGCUGGUCACUAGAGAAACUCCACCGAAAUCAUCCCAUUACUUCUCCGAACACCCUCCUACUUCGCACGCCGCCGAUACCCAGAGCCUCAGAGACUACCGUCUCCGAGAAUUCAGAAAUGAUAUCAGGAGUGUAACUCUUGCGGACGUUCAAGCUGCUGCCGCGAGUAGUUUUGGUGCUACCCGCUCCGCAACGGAUGCCACCCAAAAUGCCAGGACUAGUAAGGAUGUCUAG